GGAGGUCCGCAUCCAGCCCAAAAGUGAGAGCGCGGCCAUGUUGAAUUGUCUAGAUUCUGAAAGAAGAGACAAAAGAGUGACAACUCGGUGGAUUUCUCUAAACAGCAUUUAUCUUACAUUAUUUACCGAGACGUACACGUUGAAACUGCGAUGAAACGCUGAAGACUGUUUGCGGAUGUGCGAACUGAAGGUAGCAUCUCUCUCUCUCCGUCUGUUUCUGUUUUAAGUGUCCUCUCUCUCCCUCUCUCGCUCUCAGAGGCAUAUUGAUAAAAACACAGCCGUUACGGUUAACUUUUCAAACCAAAGACAAAAGUAGCAUGGUUGCUCGGUGUAGUCAUAUCGCGGUCGAAUAAAAGCUCUGUAUUAAGUUUGAUAAUCUUAAAAGCUCCAUAUAUUGUUUCUUGAACAAUUCACUCUCAAGACGUAAAGUUCAUGUUAGCUGGUUAGCUCGGUGGUUAAAGCCACGUUGCUAUGUAGAAAGUUAAAGGCUGUUGAACGGCUUGUUCACUACUUUGGAGUUUAUUUCCUGGUUUAUCAGCGACAACAAAGGCUUCGUGAUAAUGAGACCGAUUGGAAAGCGUUGGUGUGUUUUAACUAAACCUGUAUUUUGUUCACCGAGGAUCUAAAGUGUAAUUGAAAACUCGCUUACUUUCGGUACAAGGAUCAGUUUACUUUAGCAUGUAGGUGUUAGCUUUAUGUAGCAGUAGUUUGUCUUAUUACAACAGAAACACACUGGACAGUCUGUGCCCGUUUCUUGACUUAAAUAAGUAACUGACUUAGAGUUUGCAUUGUUAUUUCGUCUAAUGUUCGGUUUUAUUGAAGGUUUUGGUCGUUCACUUUGAGGCAGGGCGAGUUUAUCAUGAAAACAUCAUCUACUGAGGACGACUAAGAGGUGCUGAACAAAACAAGCUGUAACACGAAGAAUGAACAACACUGAGAAAUAAAUAAAAAAACAACUUGUUGAUUUAAAGUAGAAAGAAUCAGAUAUAUGAUUUAAUUUAGACAAAAAGAGAGAGGCGAAAUAGAUAAGGUAUCCAAAGUAGGGCUGGGCGAUAUGUGAAAAGGUUUAUAAUGAUAUAUUUUUUUCAUAUCGGUCGAUAUUUAUCACGAUAUAAAAAAUGUAAUUUAACAGUACUUAUUGGUAGAAUGUCCUUUACAGCACUAAUUUUCUUUUUUUCUCAUCAACAGUGCUGUUGGCUUCACCUGUUAAAGUGCGAUGGUUGCUGUCGCUGCAGCCUGCUACUACGCAGUUUUUUGCUAAUUCAGCACACGGUAGGUUCAGCUUGAAGUGGACCCGGAGCAACUCCCCUUUUCAUUGGCUAUUCGUAUAGUCUACCAAAACAUACUGACCAUCGAAAAAGAUAUUGAUCGUGAUUUUAUAUUGAUAUUGAGGGAAAUUAAUUUUCAAUAUAUAUCGUUAUCAUUUUAUUGCCCAGCCCUAGUUCAAAGGUAUAUACAAUUAAGUGAUAAAGGGUGUGAGAUCAAUUAAAAUUUAAUUUCAAUCAAAGUGGAUGAAAAGGCAUUGAACUAGGCAGCAGAACAUGUUUUGGUGAUAUUUAAGCUCCUGUGUGGGGUUUAGGCCUGUUAUGAAAAUGAUUGCAACCAAUACUGACGCCUGAUAUGUCCUGAAAAACAAACAAAACCAGUUUGGUACCUAAAUUUAUAUUUACUAAGGCUGCACGAUAUUGGAAAAAACUAACAUUGCGAUUUUUUUCAACCCUGCGAUGUAUAUUGCGAUAUUAAAGAUAGCGCUUUAUGCUGUGCGGCGCUUCUGAAAUUUUAAGGACAGUUAACCUGCACUGAACUUACCUGUUUUUGUGAAUGUAAGUAGAAUGGCUUCUGUCUGUCUUAGAGAUAUUUUUAGCUUUUAUUGUGCUGGGACAUUUUUGUGGCAACAGAUGAACACAGAACAGGUGUUUGGUCGACAUCAUCCUCCUUGUAACCGAAAUAAUUCCAGAUAACUGACAUUCCUUUUCUUUUAAGCAACACGUCUUCAUCUUCGGUGGAUUUCUCUUGUUUGUUGCUCAUUUUGCAAUUGUUGUUGUUGUUACUGGUGUUGUGCUGAGAAACACAUGUCCGCAGAGAAUUGCAUGCACCUUGCGGAAACGCGCACUGCUUAUAGUAGAGUGGUCCACGGAAAUGUACAAUUUAAAACUCAUACAGUUCUUAUUUGUAGGGCUAAACAGUGAUGAAGAAUGUUCCCAAAGUAAUUCUUGGCGGGCAUGCGACUAUUUAUUUAUUUUUUGGUUCUAGGAACACUAAUUGUAUGUGGAUUUAAGUCAGAUAACACUGGUUGUUCAUUGAAGGACCCAACAUGAACAAAGACUGGAACUUCCAUACUGGAGCUUUAAAAAACCUACAGAUUUCAAACUGUUUAGUACUCAGCUCGAUCCACAGGUGAGGAGCAUACAAACCAGAGGCUGCCUUACUCUGCUUGGUUCUGUCCAUAGACUGUCUAAAAUAUGGAUGUAGUUCUGAAGCCUGUCGGCGACAGUGGCCAUAUAGAAAUGCUAACUCAGCCUAACUUUUCCCAAGAAGCGAAGAGAGGGCGAAGAAGAGUAAAGGCCUCAGAUCAAAACUCUUUGAACCAACAUGUGAUUUUUGCUCUUAUGAUGCGCAUGAAUCGGUGUGUUUGUGGUUUCAAGACCUUCUGCAGCCCGCCUCAAGCAGGUGAACUGCAGUUUUUAACACUUCUGAAUCAGCAUAAUUUCUCAAGUCUGGAGGUUGCUGCUUGCUUCUAACUUUAGGUGCAAUGAGUAGACCCAGAGGACCUGAGGCAUCUGGAUGCUCCAUAACAGACAUUUUUUGGCCCAAGACCAUGUCCUGCUUAAAUUAGGGAUAAGGAUUUUAAAAUCUAUCUUUAGACUCACAGGAAGCCGGUGGUGUGAUCUGAUGUAAUGUGUCCCACUUUCUUGGUUUUGGUUUCAAAACAUAGGCUUCAGUCCUGUGGUCUACGCUGCUGUUGUUGACAUUGGACAGCUUAACAAAACUUGGCGUUGUUAUUUGUGUUUACUAAUGCACACGUCUUAACUGCAGCCUGGAUAACUGAUCGACUGUAAUCACAUCUAUUUUCUGUUUGGCAGAUAAUCUGGAAUGGUACAGCACUUUGUGGACCGCCAUCUUCAAAUCUGUUGCAGCAGAGAGAAAUAAAACUGGAACAAGAAUGCCACUAGUAUUAAGUUUGGACUGCCCCUAUUAAAAAAACAACAUAUAUUUUGAGCUGAUAUGAAGCACUAAAAUAACUCAACAGAAGUGAAUAAACAGAUGAUAAUUUCUUUCUCACUAAAGUGAAUGUAGCAAAACAUAGCACUUGGACUUGAAAAGAAAACAUUAUCAGUACAUCAAUACUGCAGGAAUGAGAAUACUUUGACAAACACCUCUAAAGAAAGGAAAAUAGUUUGUUUUGGUUCCUUAAGAAGUAUUUGAUUUAUUUAUUCAUAUGAAUGUUAAUUUCUCCAUUUUUGGAGAGUGGUCGUGUAAAUAGACAGAUUUCAUAAACAGACUUCUUUUGAAGAGGUCUGAACAUCAGAUUGUGUACACUGUAAAAAGUAAAGAGACAAAAAGGUUUGAGUUCUUUGCAGUGUUUAAGUUUGUGUUUACACAAUUGAGCAUUAAUCCAGACUGGGAUUGAAAACGCUAGAAAGUUAACACUGAAGAAAUUAUCAGUUAAGAGUUUUACAAAUGGCUACGACAAGAACCGCAAACCCGGCAGCAAUGAUUGGUUUGAACAAACCAGCAAAUGGGCAGCUCAGGGGACCGACCAUGCCAGCUGGACAACAAGGAGGAGUCUUUGCAACUGUUGAAGAGCCCACUGCACUCCAGAAAAUGACCAGCAUUCCUCAGAGCAGUGGAGGCAUCAAGUAACGUAUUCCUUCUGUGUCAUAAAAUGUUCAAUGAAUAUUAGUCGAUGUAUUAUCACCUCUGUAGUGCCCUUAAUAUCGCCAUUAACUGUAUGAAUUUUGUAUGAAUAAAACCGCCUUGUCUUGUGAUUCACAAAGGUUUGGCGAUGACUGGAAGAAGUGUCUGGAACUUCCUCCAAAAGACAACAGGUUGAGAACUUCGGUAAGGUAACACGUGGUUAUGCCAGCCUCAGAAUCGCUAUAAAAUCAAGACAUGUCACAUUUUGUGUACAUAUUUUAGAUCUGAAAGUGUGUUAACUACAAACGCAUUUCUGCGUUAUGAUCUGUCUUCAAAGGAUGUGACAUCAACCAAAGGAAAUGAAUUUGAAGACUACUGCCUAAAGAGGGAACUCCUGAUGGGAAUCUUUGAGAUGGGAUGGGAGAAACCCUCUCCUAUACAGGUAAAUGUGACUUUAGGUUAGUCUUCUUUUUAUGUUGUUUACCUCUGUGCUACCACAACAUUGACAUAUCUACAAAUCAAAUAUAUUAAGUUCACUCACUAAAAUCUGAAAUAGAAUCUGUGUUUUUAGUCUGCUCCAAAUGCUUUCAAAUGUAACUCUUAGACAUAAUUAGGUUUUUUUGCCUCAGGAUUUUUUUCACUGUCAGAGGACAUUUAGCUGCACUUCCCCCAGACCUCUUAUUUUUGGAUGUGCAUGCCAGUUCAGCAGAAUUUGGGGUCUGUCUUGCAGCACCAUUGUUGCAGCCUCACUGCAUUUGUUCUCAUUCCUCAUUCCCCCACACCUCUAUUCACGGUUUAGAUAUUUGACAAUGAGAUGGAUUUGUUACGCAGAAUGCAUUUCCCUGCAGUUUGAGCUUUUAUAAAUAGACGUAACCACCCUGUCAAGGAUUCUAGAGUUAAAGGACUGGUUGUCCAAUGCUUCAUAUUGUGUGUUAUGCCUGUUUGCCUCAUUUACAUAAAGUCUGCCAUGUCCAGUUAAUUAUGGCAAUUGUGCUGAUUUAUCUUGUCUGUUUGCCAAAAGGAGGAGAGCAUCCCCAUCGCUCUGUCAGGCCGAGAUAUUCUUGCUCGAGCCAAGAAUGGCACAGGAAAAAGUGGAGCCUACCUCAUCCCUCUCCUGGAGAGGAUAGACCUCAAGAAAGAUCACAUCCAGGGUGAGAUUCUGCUGCUUUUUGUCUUGAAGUGGUAACUUCAUCCAGUGUAUAUAUCUGCCAAUACAAAAUAUACAUCUAUGUUGCAUUAUAUGGUAUCCUAUUUUAAACUAAGGCAGAAAUCAAAGAAAGCCUUUGGUGCACAUGUUUAAAAAUGGUUUCUCCCUGGUUGUGUUUCCUCGGCUCAUUGUCUUUUCUUGUCUCUGUCCAGCCAUAGUUAUGGUGCCAACAAGAGAGCUGGCUCUGCAAGUGAGCCAGAUCAGCAUGCAGCUGGGCAAGCACCUUGGAGGGGUCAAAGUCAUGGCUACCACGGGUGGUACAAACCUGAAAGAUGACAUCAUGCGUCUGGAUGAGACAGGUGCUUUUUAAAAUUUUUGAAACCACUUACUCGUUUCCAAUAAAAAAGAAGGUCUUGUCUCUCUGCAGUUUGAGUAUUUUUUAUUUUACAAAUGUCUUUCAAAGAUUUUCCUUGUCGAUUUUUUUGUAGACAGCAUUACAAAAAAUUUAUUGAAAUGUGCUCAUGGUGCUUCCUAAUUUCCCAACAGUGCAUGUAGUCAUUGCUACUCCAGGCAGGAUAUUGGACCUGAUGAGGAAGGGUGUAGCAAAAAUGAACAAAGUAACAACGAUGGUGAUGGACGAGGUGGGUGAAGCUCUAACUUUCUCAAUUAGUGUUUCAGUAUUGCUCACUUUGGAUUUACACGUCUUCUCUCAAAUGUGUCUUCGUCAGGCGGACAAGCUGCUGUCCCAGGACUUUGUGGUCUUGAUUGAAGAUAUUAUCAGCUUUUUGGCAAAAGAUCGACAGAUCCUGCUUUACUCAGCUACUUUCCCCAUCAGCGUGCAAACAUUUAUGGUAAAAACUGAAACAGCUUUGAAACUCUCGUACAAAGAGAGAGACUAAAUGAUAACCUGAGAAUAUUUAUUUCCAGAGGAGGCACCUACAGAAACCUUACGAGAUCAACUUGAUGGAGGAACUGACAUUGAAGGGCAUCACUCAGUACUAUGCCUAUGUGACUGAGAGACAGAAGGUCCACUGUCUGAACACACUCUUCUCCAGGGUGAGUGUUGGUGCCUGAUGGUAAAAUUAGUAAUUAUGGACAGUAACUGGUUGCUGGACUCAGUCAUAUCUUUUUAUGUAGUGUUCAUGGAUUUGAACCUGUGUAUAUAAAUCUGUUACAAUGUUUUUGUAGUUUAUUUAACAAAAGAUAAGUUUGACAUCUGAUAGAUAGUGAAGCUAUUAAGGUCUUAUCUGUUCGGUCCAGCACAGCACCUGGCUUUUAUAGACUCAGCGUGUACCUACAAACACUAACAGGAGUUUUUCCUCAACUUCUAUUAAUCAUCUUUUUUUUUUUCAUACAGCUUCAGAUCAAUCAGUCCAUCAUCUUCUGUAACUCCACCCAAAGAGUUGAGCUUCUCGCCAAGAAAAUCAGCCAACUUGGCUACUCGUGCUUCUACAUCCAUGCAAAGAUGAUGCAGGAAUACAGAAACCGCGUCUUCCAUGACUUCAGGAAUGGAUUGUGCAGAAACCUGGUGUGCACAGGUAAAUGACGAGAGUUCUGCAUUUAACACAAAACAGGAACUACAACAAGCGGGCUGACUGAUCUUUAUAUUUUCUUUCAGAUCUUUUCACGAGAGGAAUUGACAUCCAGGCCGUCAAUGUGGUCAUCAAUUUUGACUUUCCGAAAAGUGCAGAGACUUAUCUGCACCGCAUCGGCAGAUCAGGUACAAAAAUACACACUCAUGAAAAGUCACUGCGCAUAAGUUGGUGUACAGCUAGGUCUUUUGAUUCGGCACAGUGGUGUGCUUGUUAUUGUACCGCCACUGCCGGUGUAGAUAUUUACCACCUGUGUUUGUUUCAGGGCGUUUCGGCCAUCUGGGUCUAGCCAUCAAUCUGAUAACCUCAGAGGACCGCUACAACCUCAAAAAUAUCGAGGAUCAGCUGGUGACUGAGAUCAAGCCCAUCCCUGGCAGCAUCGAUAAGAGUCUGUAUGUGGCCGAGUUUCACUCUGUUGACCCAGACGAUGACAGCAGGGACAAAAACAAGGACUCUGGAGCAGCCUGAAAGAAUGGUCAGUUCCUUUUAAGAUGAGAUGUUACAAAACCACUGAAGCAUUUCAUUGUUGAUCCUGAUCUUGUACCCUCAUCUGUUAUGACAAAUAUAAAAGAAAUUCUCUGUUUAAUUGACUUCUUAGCUUAUUAUUGCAAGUUCAGAAACUAGAUGAUGGCUUUUAUGCUCAUUAAGUCCCACUCUUGAAUACUUAAGAUAAAGAAAAUAAGUUAAUGUUAGAAAAGAUAAGUACUCAUUGCUUAUUAAAUUAAAAAAAAAAAUUGGGAGAUCAAAUUUUCUGGUCCAGAUGGUGUGUGUGCGCAUAUAUGAGGGAGUUUUCAUGUUGAAUUGGUAACUUUAAAUCGCACUGCUGAAAACAUCAGAGCAUUCAAGCUCGAGGAAGACCAAUACUAACAACCUUGUUUAUGGAUAACAUCCUCUUACAUCAAGAAGAUUAACUAAAGUUUAACAGGAUUUAGAGGUGAAGGGCUGUCCUCUCAGGCUGCACUGCAGCACACCCCAUCGAUUCAUUUAGAGCUGAUCAGCUCACACAGAUAGAUGCCUCCAUUCCUCCCCUCACAGAGCAGCGACUCAUUCACAUGGUUUUGAUCAGAUAUUCUAACUCGACUUUCUGUUUUUCCAGAGAGGCACCGCGCUGGCCGUCGAUCACACCAUCUCGUCUGUGCUUCAAGCAAGAUUUCAAAUGAAGAUUUUCAGUUCUCCACUUGAAAAAUGGUUUAUUUUUAGAUUUCUGUUUUGAGUUCUCAGCCGUCUCUUACUUCUGUCCAUUAAACUGAUAACUUUCACACAUAAAGCAGUUCUGCCACACAGCAGGUGCAUAUGUUGAUGGCUGUUGCUGAAUUCUGUUAUUGAACUGAGCCAUUUUUUUCCUGUACUUUGCUCUAAGAAUGAAAAUGUGAAACCAAAGAGACCACAGUCCACCUCCUGUCUUUGUUGUGGUUUAUAACGGCCCCAUUGACAUUCUGCCGACAUGUUUUAUGAGUUGAUGCUUUGGAAGAAGCCCCAUUUUAUGUGUGCCUGUACAGCCAGACAACUUUAUAAGAUUAUCCCCUCCCCCUUUGCUCACAUAGCAUCCUGAAUUAGUCUUGGUACGGAUUCAACAGUGUACUGGAAACAUUCCUUAAGGGAGGCUGGUUCAUGUUGGCAUGAUGACUUCACACAUUUGGCGCAGAUGUGUCAGCUGCUCACUCAUGCUAUGCGUUUAGUGCCUGAUCUCAUCCCAUUGGUGCUCUGUUAUUAUUGACAUCUGGUGUAUGUGAAUGCCAAGUGAUGUGUCACGGUACCCUGAAAAGAAAAGGCCACAGGACAAUGUUGGAAUGAAUAUUCAAGAUUUCAAUAAGUGCGCAAAAAAGGUUUUGCCAUUCUCCUCUGAUCUGUUAUUAACAAGAUUUCUUUAUCCUCAUGGUCAAAACCUAUGCCUCUUACAUCCCUGUGAAGCUGUUGGUGAAAAGCAUCUGACAAUCUCUGCAUGCUUUUGUACUCUGGUUUACCAACUAUCUUAGUUGGUGGAAUCUUUAGUAAUCAUUCCAACUGGUCCAGUAGCUUAUUCACACAAGUUUGGGGAUGUAGUGGUAAAUAUCUUAGCAGAAUGCACAUUCAACAAGUGUCCGUCAAAGAGGUGCCAAAGUCUAAUAUACAAAGUGACGGUUUUACUUAUUUACAAGAAGUCUGCACAGUUUUUUCCCUGACACCGCCAGCAAGUCAAAGCACCAGGAGGCCUCCAAAAAUUAAAGUGUGCCCAAUUCUUUCACUAACACAAAUAUUUGUAGCACCUCUGUCAGUCAUGGUACCUUAGAAUUGUCCAAACUUGGCAGGCAGUAUUUUCCUCAGGUCUUGGGAUUGUCAAUAACAUUCUGGAUUGAGGGGGGCCUUACACGCUACAUGUUGAAACUGGUCAACCUGUUUAGUCCUUCUGUUUCUGAGUCUCCUAUUCCCUCCCAAGUGCCUUCACUUCACAUCACAGUUUGAGUUUGUUUUGCACCAAAAAGGCAUUCAGACAGUUUACCAAUUUAAAGCACAAUUAGUGUCUGAGAGGUUUUUUUUGUAUUCUCUUAUGUCCCAUUGCUGCAUUUGAAAUCUACAUGAGCUUGAUCACAAGUUGUUAAGGCAGGAAAUAAAAGGAACUUUCUGUUAAGUGUGUCACACCAGUGCCUCUGAAAAAAAAUAAAUAAACUGCAACUGAUUAAA
This is a messenger RNA of Xyrichtys novacula (pearly razorfish), 9258 nucleotides long. The record is from the annotation of a GenBank genome assembly. Lineage: Eukaryota; Metazoa; Chordata; Actinopteri; Labriformes; Labridae.